AUGCCAGCCUUACAGGUGGACAAGCGGCACAUGGGAACAGAUGUUGUCAUCUUGAAAAACGGAAGAAGAAUCUGUGGCACCAGAGGUUGUUUAGCCAGUGCACCCUUACAUCAGAACAAAAGCUACUUUGAGUUCAAACUCCAGUCUACUAGAACCUGGGGUAUAGGUGUUGCAAUUCAGAAAGUUAACUUGAACCAGGUUCCUCUUGGCCGCAACAUGCAUAGCCUGGUGAUAAGAAAUGACAGAGCCCUGUACCACAACAAUGAAGAGAAAAGCAGGCUGCCAGCAAACAGCCUUCCUCAGGAGGGCAAUGUAGCGGGUAUAACAUAUGACCAGGUAGAAUUAAAUGUAUAUUUGAGUGGGAAAAACAUGCAUCGUCCGGCAUCAGGUAUACGAGGGACAGUGUAUCCAGUUGUAUAUGUUGACAACAGUGCAAUACUGUCAGUCAGUGAAUUUUAUCAUACUCCUCCACCUGGUUUUGAAAUAAUACUAUUUGAGUAG
Messenger RNA from Mus caroli (Ryukyu mouse), 501 nucleotides. The record is from RefSeq and is a predicted model, not a curated record. Lineage: Eukaryota; Metazoa; Chordata; Mammalia; Rodentia; Muridae.